UAAACACACAGCGGGGAUAAAACAACCGGGGAAGAAAAGGGCUAACGGAGACCGCAAACAACGUGCUGUCCUCAAGGUGACAGCAGGGAGAUACAUUUCCACGCACAAAUCAAAACAGAAGGUCUGGGAAAAAGACAUCAGUAGCUCUAAAAAGGAACCAGCCAACAAAAAGAAACUUCACAGCAUACUUCGCACCUGAGAACAGUUUUUUUACAAACUGUGCACGGCUUCCCCUACACAGUUGCUAUUUUUCCUAUUUGAUUGUCUUCACAUCGGACUAAAGACAUGAUGAUCCUACCAUUAAGCAUACUUCUGCUGACAGCCAUUUUGUCUGUCUCAGCGACAUCUCAUGGCGCUCAAACACAACAAAGAUAUGGUAUCAGAGCAGGUCGGUUGACAGAUCCCCGUCCUAGGCGUUCCGUAAGAAACGUCCUGGCGCCCGCUGUGGGAUUUCCCGGAGACCAAGAAUACGGUGGCCGAUUUGCGCCAUUAGACAAACGCCCUUUCGGAAGCUUGUUUAACAUGAAGGGGCUGGGAAAACGAAGCGAACUGCAAGAAGAAGAGAGUGAAAUCAUCCCAGAAGAGGAUAGCGCCCUUCCGUCCAAUAUUUAUCAGAAUAUUUUUGACGACGGAUUUAAACUCGGACACAAGGAGAACUAUGAACCCCUGUUCGGCCAUCGCGCCGAUGUCGACGAGCGAGAGUACGAGGAUGAAAUAAGCAAGGAGGAAAAGAGGCAGUAUGGAAAUAUCUUAGGAGGCGGGUAUAAAUUCGGGAAAAGAGGAUACGGUGGCGUCCUCGGCGGAGGAUACAAGUUCGGUAAACGCGGGUUCGGAGGAGUCUUGGGAGGUGGAUACAAGUUCGGCAAACGCGGGUUCGGAGGAGUGUUGGGCGGGGGAUACAAGUUCGGCAAACGCAGUGACGAGAGAGAACAAGCGGAGCCCAUCUCUGCCAGAAAUGAGGGUCUGGAAAUGGCAAAACGCCCCUGGGGAAAUCUCUUCAACAAAGGGUUUAAUUUUGGCAAAAGGGAUAAUUCCGCGAACGCCCUCAGCACUAUCUACCGGGCAAUUCUAUCCAGCAAUUUGGGCAAUGGUAGAAACAAGGCCGGAUUCCAAGAUGACGGACGUGUGAUGAAGGGUGCUAUAUCAAUGGCUAAGCGACUCUUCGGCAAUGUACUGGGUGGAGGUUACAAAUUGGGUUGAACAAUUUCAAGCGAUUUCUUUCAAGCAAUUUAAAAGGCGGAGCUAACGAUUUUCAAACACUUGUGUGAUAUUUACCAUUUACUACUUAAGAUGAUAAAAGCUUCUGUGAGAUUUUCCAAAUAAAGGUUAAAAAAUAUACGAACAUAACGUUUAUUAUUUCCUUCGGAAAUUGAGGCUACUGAAAAAAUUUUUUAAAAAUCUCCACGCAUACAUCACGACGAGAUUCGUACAUUGUUCCCUCAUCCUGACGGUCUAUCAUUGUCCCUUUGUUGUCAAAAUGGUUGUGUUAUUGGCUGUCAUUAUUAAAACAUAAUUUAUUGUAUUUAUCUAGU
Liolophura sinensis is the source of this 1532-nucleotide messenger RNA. RefSeq lists its product as uncharacterized. The record is from RefSeq and is a predicted model, not a curated record. The transcript has 3 exons. Bases 286 to 1200 code for a protein of 304 amino acids. Lineage: Eukaryota; Metazoa; Mollusca; Polyplacophora; Chitonida; Chitonidae.